Molecule: messenger RNA, 633 nt
Organism: Rhinichthys klamathensis goyatoka
Lineage: Eukaryota; Metazoa; Chordata; Actinopteri; Cypriniformes; Leuciscidae
Exons: 6
Coding region: 25-633 (202 amino acids)
Source: RefSeq, a predicted model, not a curated record
UAUUAAUCUGUUCUUUUUCAGAAAAUGGCUCAGAGAAACACGCCGGCCAAAACAAGGUCGCAGAAGCGCCUCAACUCCUUUAAGAAGAAGAGUGCCGAGUGGGCAAAGGGGAUGAGGCGCAACAGAAAUGUCAGCCAUUUUCUAGAUGACAUUGAGGUCACAAUGGAGAAAAUGAAGGCCCUUGGACUCAGACCCCUUUUAUUUUAUGGGGUCUAUAAUGAUAAAAUGUCAAGAUACGACACAAAGGUCAUCAGCCCGUACAGCAUGUCAAACGAGACAGAAGUAAUGCUGAAAAAAAUGAACAUGCUGUACAAUGUUCUUUUACAAGCAUGGACUCCAGAGGAUGAGGGCAGUAGGCGUGGAGAGAAGAGGAAGGGGAAGAAAGGAAACCAGAGGCCUGUGUCAGGAGUGGAGAGGGCUUCUGCACCUCUGAGUGGAGAGGAGGAGCAUCUGUCCAGCCAUCAUGCAGCAGCAGCACAUUCACUGAGCUACAAUCUCAGCAUCAAGAACCAGAAGAAGGACCCAGCACCAGCAGACUCCAACAGCCUGAAGACACAUCAUCAGCUUCAAGAGAUGUCUGUGAACCUGUACAAGCUGGCCCUGUGGAUCCUGCUGACUGGCCACACCAGCUGA